AUGCCAGCCACUGUCAUUGAUGGAAAAGCCGUUGCGCAGUCUGUGCGCAGCGAUGUAAAGACCAAAAUUGCAGAAACCAAAGCAAAGUAUCCUCACUUCAAACCCCACCUCGCCAUCGUGCAAGUCGGUGGACGCGAUGACUCGUCGGUCUAUAUCCGUAUGAAAGAACGCGCUGCCAAGGAGGCCGGCAUCGAUUUCACUUUACAAAAGUUGCCCGAAACUGUGUCGCAAGCUGAAUUAUUGGAGAAGGUGCGCGUAUUGAACGACGACUAUCGUAUCCAUGGCAUUUUGGUCCAAAUGCCUUUGCCUUCGCAUAUCGAUGAAACAUCCGUUGUCGAGGCGAUUGAUUAUCAAAAGGACGUCGAUGGCUUCCAUACCAUCAACAUUGGCAACAUGGCCAAGAAAUCCGCCGAACCAUUGUUCUUGCCUUGCACACCAAAGGGUAUCAUUACGUUGCUCCGUUCCACCGGUAUUGAACUUGGUGGCAAGCGUGCUGUUGUCUUGGGGCGUAGUGACAUCGUGGGCGCGCCUGUUGCAACACUUCUCACGGCGGAGAACGCCACUGUGACCUUGUGUCAUUCCAAGACGCAGGAUGUGGAGAGCAUAGUUCGCGAAGCAGAUAUUGUUGUCGUGGCUAUCGGUAAAACCGAAUUUGUCAAGGGUAAUUGGAUCAAACCUGGUGCUGUUGUCAUUGACGUGGGCACCAACGGUGUUCCUGACUCUACCAAGAAGUCUGGUAUGCGUUGGGUAGGUGAUGUGGAAUACAGCAAGGCUGCUGAAAAAGCAAGCGCUAUCACGCCCGUUCCUGGCGGUGUCGGUCCCAUGACCGUUGCCAUGCUAAUGGAGAACACAUUCGCCAGCGCUAAGCGGUGGUUCGAGUUGAGCCGUGAACGCAAGAUCUCACCUCUGUCACUCGAGCUGAAGACGCCUGUGCCCAAGGAUAUUGAAAUUGCCAUGCAACAAACUCCCAAGCACAUGGAAGUCUUGUGCCGUGAGCUUGGUCUGAGCCCCGGAGAGUACGAAUUAUACGGUGCUACCAAGGCCAAGAUUGGAUUGGAUGUGCUUAAGCGUCUUGAGCACCGCAAGGAUGGCCGUUAUAUCGUCGUGACAGGUAUUACCCCUACUCCCUUGGGUGAAGGCAAGUCCACUACUACCAUUGGUCUGGUCCAAGCAUUGGGCGCCCAUUUGAACAAGGUUGCCUUCGCCUGCGUCCGCCAGCCUUCCCAGGGCCCCACCUUUGGCAUCAAGGGCGGCGCUGCAGGUGGUGGCUACUCCCAAGUAAUUCCUAUGGAUGAAUUCAACUUGCACUUGACUGGCGAUAUCCACGCCGUCACUGCUGCCAACAACUUGCUUGCUGCUGCUAUUGAUGCACGCAUGUUCCACGAAAACACUCAAACAAACAAGGCGCUGUUCAACCGUCUGUGUCCCGCUCAAAAGGGUGUAAGAAAGUUCGCUCCUGUCAUGUUGAAGCGCCUCCAGAAAUUGGGCAUCAACAAAACCCAACCCGAAGAACUUACUGAAGAAGAAGUUGCACAUUUCGCACGCCUCGACAUUGAUCCCGAAACCAUCACCUGGCAACGUGUUGUCGACAUUAACGACCGUUUCCUGCGCAAGAUCACUGUCGGCCAGAACCCUACUGAAAAGGGACAGGAACGUACGACUGGUUACGAUAUUGCCGUCGCUAGUGAAGUCAUGGCCGUAUUGGCCCUCGCUACAGAUCUUAAGGACAUGCGCCAGCGUCUCGGCAACAUGGUCAUUGCAAGCUCCAAGAGCGGUGAGCCCAUCACUGCCGACGACAUUGGUAUCGGUGGUGCCUUGACUGUGCUUAUGAAGGAUGCCAUCAAGCCCAACUUGAUGCAAACAUUGGAGGGCACACCCGUGCUUGUCCAUGCGGGUCCUUUCGCCAACAUUGCUCACGGAAACUCUUCGAUUCUCGCCGACAAGAUCGCACUUAAGCUCGCAGGUACCGAGCCUGAAAUGGAACCUGGUUACGUUGUCACCGAAGCUGGUUUCGGUGCUGACAUGGGUAUGGAGAAAUUCUUUGAUAUCAAAUGCCGCGUUUCCGGCUUGGUGCCUGAUGCUGUGGUGAUUGUUGCCACUGUCCGAGCCCUCAAGAUGCACGGCGGUGCUCCCGACGUCGUUGCUGGCAAGCCUCUCCCUGAUGCUUACACCGAAGAAAACCUCGAGUUCUUGGAGAAGGGCUGCGCCAACUUGAGCAAGCAUAUCGAAAACGCAAAGAAGUUUGGCAUUUCUGUUAUCGUUGCCAUCAAUCGAUUCACCUCGGAUACUGACGCCGAAAUGGAAUUGAUCCGCAAGCUCUCCUUGGCUGCUGGAGCUGAUGACGCUGUUGCAUGUGAUCACUGGGCCCGUGGUGGUCUGGGCGCUGUCGAUCUCGGCAAAGCUGUGGUCACCGCAUGCGAGAAGGACAAGGAGUUCAAGUUCUUGUACGAUCUCGACCAGCCUAUCGAGAAGAAAAUCGAAACCAUCUGCAAGGAAAUCUAUGGCGCCGAUGGUGUUGAGCUCAGCGACCUUGCCAAGAGCAAGAUCGAGACGUAUACCAAGCAAGGAUUUGGCUCGCUCCCCAUCUGUAUGGCCAAGACGCAGUACAGCUUCAGUCAUGAUGGUGCAUUGAAGGGAGUGCCCACAGGUUUCACUGUGCCAAUUCGUGAUAUCCGAGCCUCGGUCGGUGCUGGCUUCCUUUACCCAUUGGUGGGCUCGAUGCAGACUAUGCCUGGCUUGCCUACUCGCCCUUGCUUCUUUGACGUUGAUCUUGAUGAUGAAGGAAAGGUUGUUGGUCUUUUCUAA
Zychaea mexicana is the source of this 2805-nucleotide messenger RNA. RefSeq names its product formate--tetrahydrofolate ligase-domain-containing protein. The coding region runs from base 1 to 2805 and encodes 934 amino acids. Gene Ontology annotation, biological process: tetrahydrofolate interconversion. The record is from RefSeq and is a predicted model, not a curated record. Gene Ontology annotation, molecular function: formate-tetrahydrofolate ligase activity; methenyltetrahydrofolate cyclohydrolase activity; methylenetetrahydrofolate dehydrogenase (NADP+) activity. Gene Ontology annotation, cellular component: cytosol. Lineage: Eukaryota; Fungi; Mucoromycota; Mucoromycetes; Mucorales; Lichtheimiaceae. The transcript is spliced from 10 exons.